This is a messenger RNA of Penaeus chinensis, 2228 nucleotides long. RefSeq names its product vegetative cell wall protein gp1-like. The coding region runs from base 107 to 1936 and encodes 609 amino acids. The record is from RefSeq and is a predicted model, not a curated record. The transcript has 2 exons. NCBI's taxonomy places the organism in Eukaryota, Metazoa, Arthropoda, Malacostraca, Decapoda, Penaeidae.
CUUGUUAAGCACGCGAAGACCGCUCUUGCGUGCUAGCCAGUGAUCACACACACACAUACACACACAAACAGCGUCUUCUCGUCGUCAGACUUCGGGGUCCUCAAGGAUGCUGAUGAAGAUAUGCCUCCUGCUGACACUUCUGCUGGGGGUAGCGUCAGCACAGGUGGUCACUGAUAGAACAGAAUGCCGUGUUUGCGGCGCCGGGUGCCAGUCGGUGCCCCGCUCGGAUAGCUCGUGCCCGAUUUGCAUCUGCAACGGCGUGGCGCUUCCUGACUGCCCUUUGCAAGGCCUUUGUCCCCCGGGGUGUAGGGAUGGCCGAGACAGUGACGGAUGCCGCCGCUGUGACUGCCAGCGCCCCGAUACCCAGGUGUGCCCCGCCCUCCCUCCGUGUCCCGAGGAGUGCCAGAGGAUUCAGGGCGUCGACGGGUGCCCGACUUGCGUCUGCGGAGACGAAGGGACCCGCGUGUGCCCUGCCGUGGCGUGCCCGAGGGACUGCUCCUUGGAGAUCGGCGAGGACGGGUGCCAGAGGUGCCAGUGCGAGCGUCCCGGGUUCUGCCCCGCCCUGCGUCCCUGCCUGAGGGGCUGCAUCGAGAGGGACGUCGAGGCCGACUGCUUCUCUUGCAACUGCUCGCUGCCUGACGAAGGCGCCUUCCCUGUUGGUGAAGGCCCCUUUGGCCGGCCGGAGCCCUUUGGCCCGGAACCUUUCGGUCCUGGCCUCUUGGGUCCAGGACCUCUAAACCCCUUGGGGCCCCUUGGAGGGAGGAGGCCCUUCGACAACCCUUUCGACAGGCCUUUCGGCAGUCCCUUCGGCAGGCGUCCCCCCUUCCUGGGUGGGCCCUCUAGGCCAUUCCCCCGGUGCCCCAACCAGCCUCGCCGCUGCCCCCGCGGCUGUCGCAUGUCCAUUACCGCCGAGGGCUGCCGCCAGUGCAUGUGCGGCGAUGAUGCCUUCCUGUGCCCUGGCGUCCCGAGGUGUCGGAACCGGUGCCUCUUCCUCAGCCCCGAAGACCGCUGCUGCCGCUGCGAGUGCCCGAACCAGCGCCCCCGCGGCCGCCCCAGCGUCCGGAUCGAACCCUUGAUCGGGUCCCUCGGUCCCUUCAGGCCCAAUGUGCUCAGGAUUGGCAUUCUGAGGCUAGAGCCCUCGGGAGCGCCCGGGAACGUGGCUCCAGGAGACGUCGAGGUCAUAGGUCGUGACCCCACGCCGCCAUUUGCCGAGCGACCUGUGCAGCCAGCAAGAGCUCCCAGGCAACCAGCUGGAACUCCCAGGCAACCAUCUGAAGCUCCUAGGCAACCAGCUGGAGCUCCUAGGCAACCAGCUGAAGCUCCUAGGCAACCAGCUGGAGCUCCCGUGCAGCCAUCUGAGGAACCCACACAACGAGAUCGAUUUCCAACUCGGCCAGAAGCAAAUCAGCCCGACGAAGCUCCAGAGCAGCCGGCCGAACCCCCAGCUCCAGCUCCACCAGCUGAAGGUCCCAUGCAGCCUGAAACAGCUCCUGCAGAACCAGCUGAAGAUCCUAUGAGGCCAGACGCAGCUCAGACUCCACCAGCUGAGGAUCCCAUGCAGCCAGACGCAGCUCAGACUCCACCAGCUGAGGAACCCAUGCAACCAGAACCAGCUGAGGAUCCCAUGCAGCCAGACGCAGCUCAGACUCCACCAGCUGAGGAUCCCAUGCAGCCAGACGCAGCUCAGACUCCACCAGCUGAGGAACCCAUGCAACCAGAACCAGCUGAGGAUCCUAUGAUGCCAGACGCAGCUCAGGCUCCACCAGCUGAGGGACCUAUGCAACCAGAACCAGCUCCUGCAGAACCAGCUGAGCAACCCAACGAACCAGCUGAAUCUCCUUCCCAACCGGCCGAGGAGCCCACCCAACCAGCUGGAGAACAACCACCUAGAACCGCAAUAGACAGAUUUACCGGUCUGCGAAUACCAGUUGGAUAGAUCGUUGACGCAGACGCAGAAAUUCUUCGCUAAAAUGCAGAUCACAGCAAGCAACGACAGAAAGAAAAAUUAAAAAUAAAAAUCAAUUAAAAGAUGUAAUAAAAUCAUCAUUGGGGAUGUCCAACGAAACAUCAUUAAUAUAUUUAAUUAGAUUUUUUUUUUUUUUUUUGUAAUAUAUUAGAAGGGCGUUUUUAUACACUUGUUUCCGCGAUUGUUUAGCUAAUUUGCAAAUUAUAAUUAUUUCGUGUGUAAGCUUGGCAAUUUUUAUUGGUGAAUAAAUUUCCUUAAAUUC